AUGGAUUCUUCUUCCCAUAACAAUGUAGAUGAAGAAUUUGAUCAAAUGUUUGAUGAUGCAUUUGAUCAACAGUUCGAUCAAAUUUUCGAUCAAACUUUCGAAAAUUUAAUGAUUCAUGGUGAUGAAGAAGACGCAAGGAAAAAAAGAAAAAAACGAGCCUUUAUCGAAAGAAACCGAGAAGAAGGUCAUGUACGUCUAUGGAAUGAUUAUUUCAGUGAAACUCCGACGUAUCCUGAAAAUUUUUUCCGACGACGGUUUAGAAUGAACAAGCCUUUGUUCAUGCGCAUUGUUGAUCGACUCUCCAAUGAAGUUCCAUACUUUCGCCAAAAAAAAGAUGCUCUUGGAAGGCUUGGUCUCUCUUCACUCCAAAAGUGUACAACAGCUAUUCGUGUCUUGGCAUAUGGUAUUGCGGCUGAUACGGUCGAUGAAUACCUACGUCUCGGUGAAACCACGACUCGUAAAUGUUUGGAACAUUUUGUGGAAGGAAUAAUAAAUUUAUUCAGCGAUGAGUACCUACGAAGACCAACACUGGCUGAUCUACAACGUCUACUUUAUAUUGGAGAGUAUCGUGGAUUUCCCGGUAUGAUAGGCAGCAUCGAUUGUAUGCAUUGGGAGUGGAAGAAUUGUCCCACUGCUUGGAAAGGGCAAUAUUCUCGUGGCUCGGGAAAACCAACAAUAGUUUUAGAGGCGGUUGCUUCAUACGAUCUCUGGAUAUGGCACGCGUUUUUUGGACCACCAGGUACCUUAAACGAUAUCAAUGUUCUUGAUCGCUCACCUGUUUUUGAUGACAUAAUAAAGGGUCAUGCUCCGGCAGUCACUUACUAUGUCAAUGGAAGAGAGUAUCAUCUGGCUUACUAUCUCACCGAUGGUAUUUAUCCGAAAUGGGCAACUUUUAUCCAAUCUAUUCCAUUGCCACAAGGGCCGAAAGCAGUUUUAUUUGCUCAACAUCAAGAAGCUGUCCGAAAAGAUGUCGAGCGUGCUUUUGGAGUCUUGCAAUCUCGCUUUGUCAUCGCUAAAAACCCAUCACUUUUUUGGGAUAAAAUCAAAAUUGGGAGGAUUAUGCGAGCAUGUAUCAUACUCCAUAAUAUGAUAGUAGAAGACGAACGAGAUGGAUACUCUCUAUUUAAUAUCCAACCUAAGUUAACCCACCCGAUCCAAGCCCAAUCGGGUCUAACCCGGGUACCUUCCUCCCCUUAA
Brassica oleracea var. oleracea is the source of this 1197-nucleotide messenger RNA. RefSeq lists its product as uncharacterized. The record is from RefSeq and is a predicted model, not a curated record. Lineage: Eukaryota; Viridiplantae; Streptophyta; Magnoliopsida; Brassicales; Brassicaceae. The transcript has 2 exons. Bases 1 to 1197 code for a protein of 398 amino acids.